This is a messenger RNA of Neltuma alba, 832 nucleotides long. Its product is annotated as 22.7 kDa class IV heat shock protein-like. The record is from RefSeq and is a predicted model, not a curated record. The transcript has a single exon. Bases 64 to 636 code for a protein of 190 amino acids. Lineage: Eukaryota; Viridiplantae; Streptophyta; Magnoliopsida; Fabales; Fabaceae.
CGCAACUUCUUCUGCAUCAAAAUCUGUUCUGCUCUCGCGUACGUGAAAAACUACCACCCAGCAAUGGCUUCGAAAAUUCCGAUUUCAACUUUCUUCCUGAUUAUAGCAUCAAUGUUUCUUCUCUUCCAUACCGGCGAAGCCCUAAUUCCCUACACGAGAAGCCUGUGGGACACAAUGUUCCCAUCGGACGAUCCGUUCAGAAUCCUGGAGCAAUCUCCGCUGAACAUUCCUCGAAACCUUGAGACUCCCCUGGCUCUCGCACGUGCCGAUUGGAAGGAGACGCCGACCGAGCACGUGAUCGCGGUGGACAUUCCGGGGAUGAAGAAGGAGGACGUGAAGAUCGAGGUGGAGGAGAACAGAGUGGUGAGGAUAAGCGGGGAGAGGAAGGAGGAGGGCGAAGUGGAGGGCGAGAAAUGGCACAGAGCUGAAAGGACCAAUGGGAAGUUCUGGAGACAGUUCAGAAUGCCUGGGAAUGCAGAUUUGGAUCAGAUCAGAGCGAGAAUUGAAGAUGGGGUUCUGAGAAUUGUUGUGCCGAAGCACAAAGAAGAGACGAAGAGGCAACCUAAAGUGAUUAACAUUGCUGAGGAUCAAGCGGCUUCUGGAGAAGAUGUGAAGGCUACGAAGGCUUCAGCGUAAGAAUUAAGGAAGAAGAUCACAUGAAUCUGGAUUUUGUUCUUUUGUACUGUUCUUGAGGUUUUCGUUUGAAUCUACCUAACAAGAGUGUAAUAUAAUAUGAAAUAAAAGAAAGUGUUAGUCUGGGUUUUGAUACGAGUUCGUUCUUUAACUUGUGAUGAUCUUGAUGUUUUUGUUAAGGAAUCUCCUUACCGUUCCG